GUGACGGGUGUGUGUUUAUGUGAGGAACUUAUGAGUAGAGUAUAGAGUGUGUAGAGUAUAUAGUGUGAGUAGGGCAUGGACUGGCUGUCAGGGAUAGCAGGCUGCGUAGCUGAUUAGCUGUUUAGCUGCAGGACUUGACUUGUUUCCAUGUUGACUUAAACGUUAGGCGAGGCGUCUGUGCGCAUGCUCUUUGCUCUCAAGUCAGUGCAGGUUCAAAGGUGUGCAGUCGGCUUGUUUUAGAAGAGUUUAGAAAGACCCAGGCUCGGAAGACUGUCUCUCAGCACUGCAGUGCAGAGGGGUUAAUCAGGUUGACCAGCUCUGUUUUAAUGAUUGUCUAGCUUGGUCAGAUGGAGGUGGUCAGUCUGCCGGUCCUGCACCGCAUGGCCGUGUGUGGUGGUACUCAUGGUGAUGAGAUGACUGGGGUUUUCCUGGUGCCUGAGCUGGAGAGGCAGAGGAGAGAGAAGGGUGAUGGCAUUUGGCCCAUUGCCUUAACCACUGUGCUGUCUAACCCUCGGGCCAUCAAAGAAUGCAAGAGAUAUGUGGAAAAGGACCUGAACCGUUGUUUCACCAGCGCCCUCCUAAGCUCCUCCAUCACAGACUCCACUCCCUACGAGAUCCAGAGAGCCCAGGAGCUGAAUUCGCUACUGGGUCCUAAAGACACUGAGGAUGCCAUAGACAUAAUCUGCGACCUCCACAACACCACUGCUAACAUGGGCCUUACCGUUAUCUCCUACUCAUUCAGCAACUGGGUCUGCCUGCACCUGUUCAAAUACCUGAAGGAAAAGGUAACCACAGUGCCUGUGAGGUUAAUGCUGCUGGAUAUUCCCAUCUGCGAUGCUUAUUCUUUGGAGUCUGUGUCAAAGUAUGGCAUUUCUUUGGAGGCGGGGCCACAGCCGCAAGGCGUCGUUAGAGCGGACAUCUUUAAUUUCAUGAAGGAGGCGGUCAAUGCUGUUAUGGACUGGAUUAAAAUCUUCAACUCAGGACAAGUAAUAGAAGGAGGAGAGUUGGAAUCCUACAUGGUUGAAAAGAGUAUAGACUACCCCAGAGACCCUGAAACUCAGAGACCCUCAGCUGCCGUCCACCCACAACUUCAGGAUCAAGACUUCUGUCUCCUCAAACCUGGAGAUCCCAUGUUCCUCACUUUCUCUGGAGAGACGGUGAAAUACGAAGGAGAACCCCGCCAUCCUAUCUUCAUAAACGAGGCUGCUUACUACGAAAAGGGCAUCGCCUUCCAUCUGGCUCAGAAGAAGAACAUCACCAUUCCAAGCAUACAAGCGAAGAAAGACUGAGAAAGAGAAGAACGGAAAAGAACUGAAGGAGUGAAGAUUAAAGAAAGAGAGAAUUUUUGGAGGGAAGCUAUGCACAUUAAUGCCAAAGCAGACAUUGGGCCUCGUGCACAACUUUUGUGUUCGUAUUUUAAACUUUUAAAAUCUUUUAAACUAAUCUGAUCUGUGAAUCAGUGGCAAAUUGGUUUAAUUGGUGCAACCUAACUUUUAAUUGAAGGUAAGACUGGACGCCACAUUGACUGACUUUCAAGGCAAAUGUGUUAAAGCCUCAUUGUGCAUUGCUUCUGUAAUGUCAAUUCAUAGUAGCAAUGUUUCUGAGGAUUAGCUGCACCAGCUUCAAAUUCCCAGGCAGAACUACUCUGUGAAGAUUAGUUUGUUAGUGGUGUUUGCUAGCUUUGCUGUUUGCUAUACUCACCUACUCAUUGCACUGGGCUGAGUGAUGUUCUCUUGAGAGGGAUAUCCAGUUAGUGGGAAUAGAAUUCCUUACUCUAAUUCCCCAAUUAGGCAAGCUACUUGUACAAACGUCCAAAAAAUAAAACAGCCAGAAUGAAGAAAUUGCUUUACUCUGAAGAUGAUGCAGCUGUGGGUGAGGUUCUAAUUGCAAUCCAGCAGUUGAAUGAGGAACUGCAGCUUCUUGAGACAUUGGCGAGAGCAAUCUUGCAUAUCUGGACUGUGUAUACAAUACAGAGCUAACUGGUUUGACCCGUGUCUUAUUAAUACAAAUAAUUGAAGCACAAGGCCCAAUGUCUUAAACUGUCUUUUGAUUGUCAGAGAUUUUUAUUCUUAACAAAUCACAACCUCAGGUAUGAAAUCCUACUAACACUGUGAAAUAAUGGGCUGUGCUUUCCCAAUACAGAUGAGCAUAAUCCUAAAACGGAUUUGCCUCGGAUCGUCGGGAAUCCUCAUUGAUACAAUUAAUCUUUAUCUGGAAAGAGCCCUUUACACUUUUCUCUGCAAAAAGUGUUCUUUCAGUUGUAAUGACAGUGCAGCCCUAUUGGUGCUAUUUGGAACCAUCAUCAUUUUUCCAUUGUUAUGGACAAUCAUUCGAGCAUCAUUCGAUCAAUUAAGCUGCCACUGCUUGUCUUAAAUGAAGAACUCUUGAAGAACCCUUUGUUUAAUGAGGGCGUCUUCACAUCUGCACUUUUAGUCUGGUUUUAUUGGAAUCUGGUUUGUUUUCACCCUUGGUACGAUUUGUUUGGGCUGGUGUGAACACAGUAAAUCACACUAGAAUGUGGACCAAAGCAACUGCACCACAACCUUUAAGUGGACGAGGCCUUGGCUUAGUCCCAAAUAAACUCCUGAGACAUCGCCAUCAAAUGCCAUGGCUGCUGAUGUUUUGGUGCAUUUCUGUGUGAAAACAAACCAAACCAUUGGGAACCAGAACAAACCAUAUACAGGUGUGAAAACACACUAACAGUGUUAGGGAUGCUACAAAUCACUUACUUGAAAUGUUUUACGAUUUUGCUUAUAUCCUUCAAUACUUGCAAUAAAUAAAAUUAAUUCAAGUCCACUUGAAAA
Messenger RNA from Astyanax mexicanus (Mexican tetra), 2804 nucleotides. Its product is annotated as N-acyl-aromatic-L-amino acid amidohydrolase (carboxylate-forming) B. The transcript is spliced from 8 exons. The coding region runs from base 348 to 1289 and encodes 313 amino acids. The record is from RefSeq and is a predicted model, not a curated record. Gene Ontology annotation, molecular function: hydrolase activity, acting on ester bonds; aminoacylase activity. Lineage: Eukaryota; Metazoa; Chordata; Actinopteri; Characiformes; Acestrorhamphidae.